This is a messenger RNA of Fusarium mangiferae, 849 nucleotides long. RefSeq lists its product as uncharacterized. The record is from RefSeq and is a predicted model, not a curated record. Gene Ontology annotation, molecular function: RNA nuclease activity; calcium ion binding. NCBI's taxonomy places the organism in Eukaryota, Fungi, Ascomycota, Sordariomycetes, Hypocreales, Nectriaceae. The transcript has a single exon. Bases 1 to 849 code for a protein of 282 amino acids.
AUGGAUGAAUCGAACUUCAGAAUCAGUGGUGAAACUGCAAACAAGAAGCGCCAUCGCGUCCCUCGCAACGAGCGCCUAAUCUGGCGUUACGAUAUCCGCAUGCUAAAGGGAAUCAUUCGGAAGAACUCCGGCAUCACAGUUAACGAAAGAGUCUUCUUCAAUGUCUACGGAUCUAAUUUUCAAAACCUCGGGCCUCUCUAUCGAGACCUUAAACUUUACACGUCAGAGGUUUUCAACUUGCCUCGAAACAAGCAGAAUCAAGAGAAGCAGGUUGAUACCAGCCUGGUCAAGGACAUGACAGAUACCGUUACCAAGUAUUCGGAAAAGAAAACGCCUGCUGUGUUUGCUGUUAUUUCUGGUGACAGUGACAUGAUUCCAGCAGUGAAACAUGCUGCUUCUCAUGGCUAUGUCGUUCAUGUAUGGUCUUGGGAAAAGUCCACUUCUCGUGACUACAGACGCCUUCAGCGAAAUUCGAAACGGAGAGGUCUUAUCACGCUCGCAUACUUUGACGAGUUCCUGGCCUCUCUGACGUUGAGGAACACCAGAAUUUUCUUAAAGGGCACCUUUAUCCCUCGUGAUGGUAUCGUGUUUGUUGACCCACAAGACCAUAAAAUUGACGUUGCCAAACGAGCUGGGAAGCUGAAUGCCGGCAAUGUCAUCUUCACCAGGAGAUUGGAUGAGGAAUAUCAUUUGCGCACCGACAUUGUUCUAGUCCCAAAGAGGGAUCCUCCGCUUCAAGAUAAGGUUCUUCGGUUCGUGCUGCAAAGUCUCGACGAAGACGGGCGGCAGGCUAUAAGCUUCGCUGAGUAUUUUUACAGCGUCAAGCUGCUCGGGCUAGACGACCCCUAG